This is a messenger RNA of Tripterygium wilfordii, 2175 nucleotides long. RefSeq names its product protein-tyrosine sulfotransferase-like. The record is from RefSeq and is a predicted model, not a curated record. Gene Ontology annotation, molecular function: heparan sulfate 6-sulfotransferase activity. NCBI's taxonomy places the organism in Eukaryota, Viridiplantae, Streptophyta, Magnoliopsida, Celastrales, Celastraceae. The transcript has 15 exons. Bases 544 to 2052 code for a protein of 502 amino acids. Gene Ontology annotation, cellular component: membrane.
UCCUAUUUCCCACCAUGUCUUGCGGUCGUUAAACCGCCGGUUCCUCUCGAUUCUGUUUUCGUCUGGAGAGCACAGAGUCGUCACAGGUCAAGCGAGUGAACCUAGGGUUUACUCUCUGCCGGGAAAAUUGAUACCCGCGGACUGUGACGGUGCGGGAAAUUUUCGAAUGACCGCUUCUGGAAUGUUCUGAUCGGGCUUUGUAGUGGGACCUAAUUAACCGCUAGGGCUGUCGGGUGGAACUCCAACAGCAGUUAGAGGUUUAUGAGCACGAGAUCCCGGGACCCGAUACAGUGCUUUCCUUGUUGGUGGUGGUACAUUUCUGUGAGCUUUGAAACCUUUCUCUUCGGCUUCUGUAAGGACUUGACAUUGGGCUGUAAUGGAAGAUGGUCAAAGGACUUACUGAGUUCUUGGCCAGAGGAUGAUUGCUUUUUGACAUCCUACAAAAACGAUGCGAUAUAUAUGUCUGCAAUAUUUAGUUGCACAUUUCAUGCUUUUUGGCCUGUUCCCUAUCCUUUUUUGUGUUCUUUCCCUAGUUAACUUGCGAUGGUUGGAGUCGCAACUAAGUGGAUGGAUCUCACUCUAAAAUGUGCUGUUAUACUGAUGUUUCUUAGGUUUGCAAGUGCCUCUGCUACCAAUAGUGAUUUUGGGCGGUGUGAAAGAAUUGUCAAAAGGUGGGCUUCUUCUGCUGUUGAUUUAGAAGUUAAAGAUGACAAACAUACACUUCAAGAUUUUUUGUUUUUCCUCCAUGUCCCAAGAACUGGAGGGCGCACAUACUUCCACUGUUUCUUGAGAAAGUUGUACUCCAGUUCUCAGGAAUGUCCCAGAUCUUACGAUAAGCUACGAUUCGAUCCUAGCAAACCAAAGUGCAGGUUGUUGGUUACUCAUGAUGACUAUAGCAUGAUGUCUAAAUUUCCAAGGGAAAAACUUUCAGUGGUGACAAUACUUAGAGAUCCAGUUGACCGUGUAUUUAGUACCUAUGAAUUUUCAGUUGAGGUAGCAGCAAGGUUUUUGGUGCAUCCUAAUUUAACUUCCGCCACCCGGAUGUUUGGACGCUUGGGCCCUAAGACUAAUGGAAUUAGUACACUGGACAUAUGGCCUUGGAAGUAUUUGAUUCCUUGGAUGAGAGAAGAUCUGUUUGCUCGGAGAGGUGCUAGAAAGCAAAGAGGUUCAAAUGAUGUAAGGAGUAAUGAUUCCUAUGAUAUGAAGGAAGUUGUGAUGCCAUUGCAUGAAUACAUCACUGACCCUACUGCACUUGACAUUGUUCACAAUGGAGCAACGUACCAGGUUGCAGGAUUGACAAACAACUCUUAUUUUGCUGAGUCACAUGAAGUGCGCCAUUGUGUGCAGAAACAUAGGAUUCUUGGGGACUACGUACUUCAAGUUGCAAAGAAGAGGUUGGACAAUAUGUUGUAUGUUGGUCUUACUGAAGACCAUAGAGAAUCUGCAACGAUGUUUGCAAAUGUUGUUGGUGCACAGGUAAUUUCUCAGCUGGAAGCGUCAAACUCUAGUAUGGAGAGCAUAACUGACAAGAAAUCAGCACAAAUCUCUUCUUUUUCCGCUGCUGACGUUAGUAUUAAUGGUCAUAAGAGACAGAGUGGCUCUAUAGAGCAUAUUGGAAGGGAGAAUUCUACAGAUGCCGAAGCAGAUAAAGAAAAUAUGACUGUGGAGAAACUUAUGGGGGCUUAUGAAUCCUGCAUUUCUAAUCUACGGAAGGCCCAAUCACAACGUCGAACUAAUUCUCUGAAGAGAAUCUCCCCUGUAAAAUUUUCAAAAGAGGCUCGUCGUCAGGUUCCUGAGGUGGUGCUCCAGCAAAUAAGAUCACUUAACAACCUCGACUUGGAGCUCUACAAGUAUGCCCAAGUUAUUUUUAGAAAACAGCAUGAAAAUUCCCUGCAAAAGUUGAGUUCCAUAGAGAGGUUGGAGAACAUGUUCGGUGAUUCAGGUGGCUUCACACUCUGGGAACUCGCCUUCGCCUUUUCCAUUGUUAUAAUCUUUGUAGUCGGCAUUGUAUUCGUAAAUGCAAGAAGAACAACUUUGAAAGUUAAGAUAUGAAUGAAGUUUCAUUACAGAUUAUAUGGUAGAAGCCAUUUGGUUGGACUGGCUAUAUGUGCUGUUUUCCAUGUGCAUUGUAGAUUACAAUUUGAACCUAUUAAUACGUGUUGCUUCAUUCUUCUA